Messenger RNA from Schistosoma rodhaini, 3270 nucleotides. NCBI's taxonomy places the organism in Eukaryota, Metazoa, Platyhelminthes, Trematoda, Strigeidida, Schistosomatidae. The record is from the annotation of a GenBank genome assembly.
AUGAUUACAUAUUAUCCUAUUUAUUAUCAUCAAUAUUAUUAUUUAUCAUCAACUAUAUAUAUUUAUCCAUUAACUGAAUCUAUCCCAUUAUGUUUACCUAAGGUAUUUGACGAACAAUUUAUUAUUAAUUAUUGUCAUAUCUCUAAUUUACCAUGUUAUCAUCAUCAUCAUAAGGAUAAAAUUAUUAAUAAAUUACCUACAAUUCAUUCAAUACGUCGUGCUGAAUUAUUAUAUCAACAAUUUUUAUCAUUAUCUAUACAUACUACUGAUUAUCAUUUGAGUAGUAAAAAUAAAAAUAGCAAAAAAGAUGUAAACAAUAAUGAUUCAUUCUAUCAAUCCAUAUUGAAUAAACAUCAAUCACGUCAAUUUAUACAAAUUUCAUUAUAUAAUUAUGUAUUAAAUCAUUUACUUGGUUUAUCUACAACUAAUAAUACUACUACUUAUACUACUACUAAUAAUUCUAAUAAUUCUAUACCAUUAUUAUUAGAUCUUGGUUGUGGUAUUAAUCAAAUGGAUAUCAUAAAUCAUUAUUUAUUAAAUAUAUCUAAUUUUAAUCAAAACUUUAUUCCAAUCUGCAUCGAUUUAUUCAAUAAUAAUAAUAAUAAUACUAUUAAUAGCAAUGAUAAUAAUGACAAUAAUAAUAGCAAUAAUAUUAGUAAUAAUGGUAAUAAUAAUAGUAAUAUAAAUAAUAAUGAUAAUAAUAGCAGUAAUAAUAAGAGUAAUAUUAAUACUAAUAAUAGUAAUAAUAAUAAUAUAAUCAAUAAUAUUAAUAACAGUAAUAAUAAUGUUACCAAUAAUUACAAUAAUAAUAGGAAUAAUAAAAUUAAUAAUAAUUAUAAUAUUAAUAAUAUUCAUAACAGUAAUAAUAAUAACAUUAAUAAUAAUACUAAUAAUGGUAAUCAUAAUAAUUACAGUAAUAAUAAUAAUAAUAUUAAUAAUAAUAGUAUUAAUAAUAAUAACAAUAAUAGCAAUAUUAAUAAUAAUAACAGUAAUAGUAAUCCUACUGAUAAUAGUAAUAAUAAUAGUAGUAUAUUCAAUUAUAAUAUUCAUUUAAUCAAAUGUAAUUUAAUGAAGCAUGUAAAUACUAAUGAAUCACAAUUAUUAAUUCCAUUACCAGAUUAUUCUAUACAAUAUAUUAUAUCUAUAUCAUUUAUACAAUGGUUAUUAAUCAAUAAUCAUGAUCAUAAUCAGAAAUCAAUAUCCAAUCAUUAUAUUAAUCAAUUAAUGUAUGAAAUUAUACGUUUAUUAAAUCAAUCAAUAGGUCAAUGUAUAAUACAAUUUUAUCCAAAUCAAUUAAUAGAUAUUCAAUUAAUAUGUGAAAUUAUAGAAAAGAUUCAAUCAAAUUUAUGUGGUUGUAUAUUAAUUAGUAAACCUGUAUUCAAUCGGGGUAUGAAAAUAUUUUUAUAUUUAACAUAUAAAUAAUUAUUGAAUUGAUUUAUAUCGAAGUUAUCUUUUUUUCUGGGGGGGGUGCGGGUGAGAUCGAAAAUAUAGGGUUCGAGUUCGUUUGGUGGAUGAGCACUGAUGAAGAGUAUUGUAUUGGGACGAAACGGUCAUCCAGUAAUUUCAGGUUUUCAACAGUAGUUUUAAGCAAAAACCAAAAAAACCUAGAUUGGAAACCUGAAAGUACUGAAUAACUAUUUCGUCCUUAAUAUGGAAUUAUACAUCAGUGAUUAUCUAUCACUACGCAACUGGCACUGGGACUUGGGAUGUCUCUUGCACGCAAACAUUUAACCUUUAGAUCACUGACCUAGCAGUCAACGGUGUUCAAUCAAUUCUUGAUAUCAGGUUGCCACUUCUGGGUUUUCUAAUGAGAAGUCGUGGUCAGAGGAGUUCAACCAUGUUGGGUGUGAGAUAAUUAGGUAACAUAAGCAGAUGAAGAUGGUUGCUCAACGCCACGAAAUAAUCGAUGGUAACUGAUUUGUUUAAAAGUUAAGCACUUAUUUCAAAAGCUCGAAGUCAUGCGUUCUAGCGCUGAUGGGUUCGAAGAUGUGCAUCAUUGAGAAGUCGCAUACAUGGUUAAAUUAAUUAUUCGUUGCUUCUUUGUGUUCAGUCGUUUUCUAAUUAAUAUCAGCUCAUGAUGUAAAAUAUGAAGCCUAACAACUUUCCUAAACACUUUACGAUGAAAAUUAGUUUAUUAAUCAUUGUAGAUGAAAAUUGGUCCCUUGCAGUGCUGAUUUUCAAGUGGCUUCUAGUUCCCUUAAAUCCUGAACAAAUUCAGCACAUAAAGGUAAGUUUGCUUAUAAAGUUGAUUUUUAAAAAGUCAAGGAAUACGUAUAUAAAAUACCGUUAUUCGUGAGGUACCUGGGGAAGAUGAAAAAUUCGUCGAUAAUUUUUUGUAUCUUCAUCAAAUAACUUAAUUGAAGUAUGUAAUAUAUAUGACAAAUCAUUGCGAUGGUGUCUGAGAUAGGAAUACGUUGGAAUUAAGCUAAUUUGUCCUCAGCAAGCCAUCAGCGAUGCUGCGUCAUCAGAACAAAAAGAGGAGUUUUAAAAGGUCCACCUUAAAUAUAGUUCAUCUCAUCUUAUCCCACAGAGUUCCGUUACCAAUUUUAAGGAAUGAAAAGUAUGGAACCUAGGUUUUAAAAUCUCACAAACACGUUGUAUAUAAUGCGUCUCAAGGAGAAAUUCCUUGAGAUUUAUUGUCACUCUCCUAGGUUGACAUGCAAACUACAAUUCUCAUUUAGUUCUCUCAAUAAGAAGUAUGUUACUACACUGUGAGGAACAUGAUUACUACUCAUUAUUACACCUUGGAUUGUCUCAUUUUAGGAUAUUAAAGUAAAAGAAUUUGAAUUUCUUGAUGACCUGGUUGUCAGCUUCUUCCAAACAGAAAAUAUAUUUCGCUGAAGAGACUAUCAAUGAGCAAGAGUUCAUAGUCUAUAACCUUCUAUCAAUUGGCUACAUCCAACAUAUAUUAAGGAUUUGAUGUUUUGUGACUACAUUAAGUGUUGACAAUGUUGUAAUAAAUAACUAUAAUAAGCUCACAUAUAAACUACCCAACUCAAAGAUCUUAAAAUUACCUAAAGACUUGUUUAAUAUGUCUUUUAGUUGAAUGAUUAAACAGCAGAUUCUUUUAACUACUUAAUCGUCCCCAUAAAUCUUCUACUCUUGAACUUCGAGAAAUGAACAUAACAUUUGAAGUAUGUAAGUAGUUAAUAAAUACAGAAAUUAAGGGUGUUUAUACGAACACAUAUUAAUUUGACACUGUAGAAGCUUCUGAAUAAAACAGGUCAAACAUUACUACCAGGACUAAGAUGGUUAGGCCACGUGUUACGU